Messenger RNA from Microdochium trichocladiopsis, 2143 nucleotides. RefSeq lists its product as uncharacterized. The transcript has 2 exons. The record is from RefSeq and is a predicted model, not a curated record. Bases 1 to 1899 code for a protein of 632 amino acids. Lineage: Eukaryota; Fungi; Ascomycota; Sordariomycetes; Xylariales; Microdochiaceae.
AUGGGCAACAACACCUUGAGCUUCGCUUGUGCAACUGACAGCUUAGGCCAGUCGUGUCUGCGCUCUCGCGACUCCUGCUCGCCUGACUCAUACGCUGUUAGCACUGGCAUGUGCUCUGACACGGCAGAAGCCCCAGACUUGUCCCUUAUCAGGAUGGAAGAUGAUGAGGACGAGACAACGACCUCGCCGUCUACCAAGACCAAGACAACGACCACGACGAACGAUGGCGACGCCGGCAGCACCACAACGAAAGUAGCGUCUACGACAGCCAAGACUGAGACCACUGAGAAGACGACAACCACAAAGAAGCCUUCGUCGACGGCGACCAUCACGACCAGCGAGCCAGAUGGAACCCCAACUGCUACAACGUCAUCGAGUCGCCCAGGACCUCCCACUCUCACAGCGACCGUUGUUCCACCUACAAUUACGCCCACCGGAGGUGGUACUUCGGCAAUAUCACCUUCGUCUUUGGGCACCUUGAUGCCAACAGGUGGGAACACAACUUCAACGGCAGCUCCUCUGCCGGGCACAAACCAGGAAGCCAGAGGCACAGACGUAACGGCGAUUGCAGCUGGAGUCGGAGGCGCAAUAGGUGUCUUGCUUAUCCUGGCCACCCUCGGAUAUCUGAUUCGCAAGCGCCGCCACUCGAAGCGCAUGUCCUCUACUCGAGGCUCGUCACCUCCUCCUUUCGACGACAAGACGGGCACUGCCGAAGGAGGCAUGACUGCACAUUCAUCUCUUCGAGUUGAACCUGGUCCCGUGGAACUCUUGCCCGCGCAUGCAAACUCGGUGAACGUGGCACCUGCCCACAGCCACUCUUACAGAACAAUCCCUUCCACUUUGCAAUCAGCCGCACCCCCGGCAUUUCGGGCUGGCUCCUUGAAUAAUAGAGGACAUGCCCAUCUGGCCCAGAGCCAUACCGUAGCUGUUCAUGAGCCUACUGCACCGCUCGUGUCGCCAUUGACACCCGUGGACUACGGAUCUGAUCAUACCUCGAUGGUUGCUGAGCAGACCAUGGCUCAUAUUCCACCCAGACAUACAGAGAGCCCGGCGCAAUACGGUGUGGCCAGUGCAUAUUCUGCACAUCAGAGACCAGCUCGUGGAGUUCCUUGUGGGGAACAGCAUGAUAUCCCGUGGCCGGAUAAUUCUGCCCGAUAUGCGAGCCGCUAUGAGCUGCCAGGAGUCGUUUCCCCCCUCUCGCCUGAAUUUGGCGUCUCUCAACCAGCAGCAUUCCAGCCUCAGUAUUCGCAGCAAGCCGCCCAUGGACCCUCACCGUACGUUGCUUAUCGACCAGGAGCGAGUCGCAGCAGUAGUGCCAACUCGAGCUAUUUCCCCCGUACAGCUGGUCACGUUCAGAAUCGUACUCAUACCACAACACCGCCUCCUUCGUCCAUGCUUUCGCAGAAGCUUUCACAAGACCGUAUAUUGCCUGGUCAGGCACGAUCUGCCACUCCUACAACCGCUGAUCCUCGAUACUCGAGUCGUCAAGGCCAGCCACAAGUGCCACAGAUGUCGCUUCAGACCAGACCACGCCUCGUGCACAUUGGCAGCAGCAGUAGCCUCAGAAAUGUUGGUCGGGCAGCCAGUCCGGCGUCGGGCGUCGAGCUUCCACUGAGGGAGAUGAGCGCAAUUGGUAUGGCAUAUGCAGGUAUCGGACAAGCUGUUUCCUCGGACGAGGGGAAUGUCCAUGGAUCCAAGUUCAGGUCACAGGAAAUCCAGCAGCAGCAGUUCGCUACAGGAUCGAACGAAUCCAGCCAGCCUUCUGUUGGCUACCUUCAACACCAGCGGGCACUGCCGACUGGAGGCCACGGCAAUCCAGCCAGCCUGCGCGCAGAUAUGAACGCAACCGAUGCCGAAAGACGGGAUGACCAUUUUGUGAACAGUUGGCAAAAGUUGUGAAUUGAAUGCCCUAACGGCAUCGAGAAUGGAGUUCUGGGCGUGGCUGGGAAGUGGGAGACGUGGUUCCCUGAGGCGCUUUCGGUUCUGGAGACGUCGUAGCCACAUCCUUUUCUUCAAGGGAUAUUGCACAUGUUCACAAUGCGGUGGAGAAGAUGCGUUUUUGAGGGCAAGCACCGCCAACAAUCGUGUAAGACUCGGGACCUAACGCUUGGUCGGUUAAGGCGGCACGAAGGGGAAAGUAGAG